AUGGGUUUCUUCGCAGCGCUUUCAGAGCUUCUCCCCAAGUCCCUUUUGCUUGCAAUUCUUUCCGCAUCGUUUUUUGUGGUCGGUGCCUACUUCAUUUUUAACUAUGUGUCCCGCAACUUGUCCCGUCGCCGGCUUAGCGCUCGGCACGGUUGCCAACCGAUCCUCGCUGUGUACCCAUCACGCUGGCUGGGUGUAAACUUCAUUUUUGACACUCUUAAAAACUACAAGGAGCGCAAUUAUCUCUUUUCAUUAUGUCGGCAGUUUGAGGUGGUUGGCUGGACCCAUGAGGUCCGGAUGCUCGGUGGUGCCAGCAUCUGGACCAUCGACCCUGAGAAUCUCAAGGCGGUGCUUUCCAACAACUUCAAGGAUUACAACCUUGGUCACCGUCUCGAUGUUAUGAAGGAUUUACUCGGGAGAGGAGCCUUUGUCACCGAUGGCGAAGAGUGGCAGCACUCGAGGGCCCUCUUGAGACCCAGCUUCAACCGCGAGCAGGUCGCCAAUCUAGACAUGAUCGAGGAGCAUGUCUCCCACCUUCUACACCUCAUUCCCUCAGGUGGAGAGACGGUCGACCUUCAGGAACUAUUUUACAGAUUCACCAUGGACUCAUCCACCGAGUUCCUUUUCGGUGAAUCUACUGGGACACUGCUUGAAGCCGAGAAUGGAAGUGGCAGUGAAUUUGCCCGAUCUUUCAAAUACGCCCUCCAUCGUGUUUCUGAGGGUAUGCGCCUCGGUCCAGUGCACAGGUUUCGCAAGACAGACCACAAGGCCGAAGAUGCCAAUCGCUUCUGCCGCAACUACGUCAGGAAGUACGUUGACCAAGCCCUGGCGUACCGUAAGAAGCUCGCCAACCAGGAUGAUCUCAGUGGAAGCGAGCGGAAGACCUUUCUGAUGGGCCUGGCCAUGGCAACUGAUGACCGAGAGAAGAUGUGCGAUGAACUCAUCAGUCUCCUGCUCGCCGGACGUGACACCACUGCUAGCUUGAUCGGUAGUGUAAUAUUCUGUCUCUCGCGAAAUGCAUCUCAGUGGAAAAGGGUGAGAAAUGAAGUUCAGAGCACAUUUGGCGACAGGCUUCCUACCUACGAAGAAUUACGAAGCCUGCAGUACGUAAAGCACUGUAUCAAUGAAGCCCUCCGUCUAUUUCCUCCGGUGCCAAACAACGCCAAGAUGGCCACGGAAGUCACCGUUCUUCCCCGUGGAGGCGGCCCUGAUGGCAAAGCGCCGGUGCUCGUCCCUAAGGGAUGCAUGAUCCUCUACACCGUCUUCGCACUUCAUAGACGCAAGGACCUCUGGGGAGAUGACGCUGGUGAAUUUCGGCCAGAGAGAUGGGAGAAGGGUAGGAAGUUUGCCUGGGACUUCUUGCCCUUCAAUGCAGGUCCCCGUAUCUGCCUCGGUCAGCAGUAUGCUCUGACAGAGGCAAUGUACGUUCUGGUCAGGAUGGCGCAAGAGUUUGAGACAAUUGAGUCUCGAGACGAGGAGCCUUGGGUCGAAUCUCUCGAGUUGACUGUUAGCUCAGGCAAUGGGGUCAAGGUGGCUGUUCAACGAGCCAAGACAGGAUCCACAUAG
This is a messenger RNA of Fusarium sp. VM40, 1563 nucleotides long. The record is from the annotation of a GenBank genome assembly. Lineage: Eukaryota; Fungi; Ascomycota; Sordariomycetes; Hypocreales; Nectriaceae.